Drosophila melanogaster (fruit fly) is the source of this 8827-nucleotide messenger RNA. It is a transcript of the gene Prosap, whose product is annotated as prosap. The transcript is spliced from 11 exons. Lineage: Eukaryota; Metazoa; Arthropoda; Insecta; Diptera; Drosophilidae. The record is from RefSeq and is marked reviewed. Bases 1537 to 6957 code for a protein of 1806 amino acids.
UUUUGUUAUUGCUUUUUCAACCGCGAUUCGUGCAGCAUGUGUGUUCGCGUGAUCUGUUAAAAAAAUAAUGCUUAAAGCACAUCGGUAACCGUUAAAGUCGCCGGGGAAAAAACCAAUAUUGAUACUAACGAAUUUUCGAAUAAUUUUCACAAAACGAUUUUGUGCGCGAUUUUUUCGUCCAGGCUCAAGAGGAGUGCGAGCGAGAAGGAGCGAGACAGUCGACGGUGGCUGCGUGCAAAAUAACGGUGCACCGAAUUCGACCAAAUAAAAAUUGAAAAUAAUCGCCGUGAUUAUUAGAAUUUUAAACUGCCAACUGCAGCUAACGAAUCAACCGAUACGAGAAACCGAUCGAUGUGAAGUGCAAAAACAAGUAGAAAAAUACAAAUAAUAAAAACAAAAACCGGUUCGCCUCUGCAGCAGCAGAAAUCAAAGCCAAAAACGAAAAGAAACAAAAAUCAAAGACAGCGAAAGAAUUUUUGUUGUUUGGCCGGUGCGUAUGUGUUUGUGUGUGUGCGUGCGCGUCUGUGUGUGGGAGUCUGCCAGUGUGUGUGAGCCUCUCGGCAAAGGAGAAAAACGCACAAGUCGGUAGGAAAAAGGCGUACGUAAGGAAAACGAAAAAGAGAGGAAAAAACGCAGUAGGAAUUUCUUGUUUCCCCAAAACCGAAAAAAAAAAAUCCACGUAAACCCGUUUCCCUGCAAACACACAAAAUAUAAAAGGUGAAAAAGUACAAAAAAGAGUAAUAUCUGUGAAAUAAACGGAGGCCGCAAAAAGUGGCACAAGUGAAAAUUCCUGCGCCGUUCGUUUUAUUAUUAUUUUUCUGUUGCCGUCUUUUUGACAAUCGCCAAAAGUGAAAAUCAAUUUGCGAGAGCGCGCGCGCAAGGAGCGAAAAGGAAGAGAGAGAGAGAGAGUGUGAGAAGGAGAGCGAGGAAGAGCAAUCCCGAUAUAGAACUCGUCCUUUUUCGGCCCCAAAAUUACCCAACCCAAAAAAAAGAGAAAGAAAACUGAACGAAAAACUCCCGGAGAAAACAACAACACACAACGAUAAACUGCAAAAGUAAACAAAUUGCGCCGAAACUAAACGAAUUUCGGAAAACUGCAGCCAACGGAAAAAAGUCACAGCCACCACAUGUCUGGCCCUACAGUUUGAGCAGCACUGGGUUCUAAGCAACGUGUGGGACGAAGAGUGAGAAAGCGAACCAUCAUGCGCCAGACUCAACGAACGCAGCACAGCGAAAUGUCCAAACAAAACGGAUUCCAACAGCAGAAGGCCGUAAAAGAAAGCCAAAUAGAUUGGCAAUAAAAAGUUAGAUAAAUUAACUUAGUAGCUCAUCACGCCCAAAGGCAAAUCACUUUGAAGUGCAACCAAAUAAGGAAAGAGCAAAUUAAGCGAAUAGAACGGCUAGAAGGAGAUCUCCCAGUGGAGCGGGAGUAGCUUCGUUUUUUUUUCGUGGACCGUGCGAUAGAAAGCCGUCAAAAUUACGACAUACCACCCACCCACGCCCAAAGUCAAACAGAACCCGGCCAAUACGGACGCCAUGUCCGGGUCGGGUGCGUUUGACGAUGAGCCGCCGCCGGAGCCGCGGGACGGAUGGCUACUGGUGCGCAUCCAUGUGCCGGAGCUGAAUGUCUACAAGUGUCUGCAGUUCCCAUCGGAGCGGCUCGUUUGGGAUGUCAAGCAGCAGGUGCUCGCCUCGCUGCCGAAGGAACUGAAGGAGAGCUUCAACUAUGGCCUGUUUGCUCCACCUGCCAACGGCAAGGCGGGAAAAUUUCUGGAUGAAGAACGCCGCCUGGGCGAUUAUCCUUUCAACGGACCCGUGGGAUAUUUGGAGCUCAAGUACAAAAGGCGUGUGUACAAAAUGUUGACCCUGGACGAACGCCAGCUGAAGGCCCUUCACACGCGGGCCAAUCUGCGUCGCUUUCUGGAGUGCAUCAAUGGCGGACAUGUGGAGAAGAUAGCCAAGAUGUGUGCCAAGGGCCUGGAUCCCAAUUUCCAUUGUUCGGAAAGCGGAGAUACUCCGUUGACAGUGGCCACGGGCGCCAAGAAGCCAAACAAACUGCUCAUCGCUCUGGUCAACGGUGGAGCCUUGUUGGAUUACAGGACGAAGGAUGGCAGCACAGCUCUGCACCGGGCUGUCGAACAUGACUCCUUGGAGGCGGUCAGCACACUCCUCGAACUGGGCGCCUCGCCGAAUUACCGAGAUGGGCGUGGCAUCACCCCGCUGUACAUCUCCAUCACCAGGAAGUGUGAGGCGAAGAUCACAGAGAGUCUGCUGCAUGACCAUGCCACGUUGGGAAUCCAGGACAGCCAGGGCUGGAACGAGGUUCAUCAGGUGGCUGUUAUAGCCGGCAACUUGGAGCUGGCCGAAAUCAUUGAGAACUACAAGUCGGAGGAUAUUGUUCCCUUCCGCGGACCGCCGCGCUACAAUCCGAAGCGACGCUCGGGUAUCGGGUGGUUGAGCGCCAAUGGAGCCGCCGGCGCAGCUCUGCUGGCAGCGGCUGGAGGUGGUUUCGGUGGUGCGAUGGUCGGCUCGAAUGGUGCCGCCAACGGAAACAACGGGGCUGGCGGUGUUGGUCUGAUGCUCAGCCAUCAGAACCACCAGCAGCACCACGCCGGCCACCAUCAGCAACAGCAUAUGCACCACCAGCACCACCAGAAUCACCACCAGCAGCUGCAGCAGCAGCAGUUGCCCCACCUGCACACACUGCAGCUCCACGGCCCGCCAUCGCCCUGCCCAUCGGAGCACAUGCUGGGAGCCUACAGCUCCGCCAGCUCCAGCCUCUCCGAGGGCUCCUCCGGCCACCGGUCCCACGAGGACGACAUCAGUAUUGUGACAGACAAAUCCCUGGGCGAUACCAGCGACAUAAUCAGCGAUUCGUCGGGCGUGGGAACGAACUCGGAUUCGGCAGCAUGUUCCAUCGGGCAUCCCAGCACCACAGUGGUGUGCAUGGAGCCAUAUGCUGGCAAUACCGUGGGUCACAUUCGCCUCCAGCCAGGUGAUGUGAUCGAAGUGGUGGGCAGCACCGACUGCGGAUUGCUCGAGGGCUAUGUGCGAGGCACUAAUCAGUCCGGUUUCUUUCCGGCCGACUGUGUCCAGGAGGUGAGUCUACGCCAGAAGCACAUCACCAAUGUGAUGACCGCCAGCACGGGCAUGGCUCCACAGCAGCAGCAGCAACAGCAUUUGCAGCAGGCUCCGGCAGGCUCAUCAGCCGCCUCCUACCAGGGAUCACCACAGUUGAGCUUGGGUGGACAUUCUGGCAGUUCCAGCACUCUGCUCCAGCAGCCCCAUCAGUCGCCAUCCCUGUCGGUGGCCAGUAAUGGAUCAUGCCAGCAGCCGUUGGAGAGCAAUGAAGGUGGAGCCUCUGGCAAUGGCAUCAACAAUCGAAACAAUAAUCACUCCGUGGGACAGUACAGCAGCGCUACUGCGCCACGCAUCAAAAAGAGCGCCUAUAACGCCCCUCGAUCGGUGGUACUGCAUCGAGCCAAGCGCGGAUUUGGCUUCAUAUUGCGCGGCGCCAAGGCAAGUUCCCAGCUGAUGCAGCUGCGUCCGUCAGAGCGCUUCCCGGCGCUCCAAUACCUGGAUGAUGUGGAUCCGGGUGGAGUGGCGGACAUGGCCGGACUGCGUCCAGGUGACUUCCUGCUGACCAUCAACGGCGAAGACGUUACCUCUGCCUCGCACGAACAAGUGGUCGAAAUGAUACGUUCGGCCGGCGCUUUGGUCAACUUGACAGUGGUUUCGCCACAAUUCCCCCACCAGAUGCAGGCCAGUGCUCAGUAUCUGCCCAGUGGAGCGCGAGCGGGUAGCCACCAUUUGAACAGUGGACCAAGUACUCCUCAAAGUUCGCAUCGUCAGUGCGCCACGUUGCCGAGGAAGAUGACGGGUCCGGGAGGAAGUGGUCCUGGCUCCUCCUCAGGAGGCAGUGUACGAAUGGCUCCGAUGCCACCGCGCAGGGAUCCCAAGACCACGUUGAGUGUAGGCAGAGCCAGGGCCAAAUCCAUGGUGGCUGGUCUUGAAAAUGGAGGUGAGAAGGAGGACGAUUUGCCGCACACCAAAUCCAACUCAGUGGAGUCGAUCGCAACGCCAACACCUACCGGUAUCCAAACGGGACCUGGAACACCCGUUCAGCUGCGCACGGCGAGCAUUAAGGCGCGACCCACGUCUAGUAGGAUCACAGCUGCCGAAUUGGAGGAGCUAUUCCAGCGACAGCAAGGCGAGGGCAGUGCAGCAAACGCCAGUCGGUAUGCCACCAUGAUGACCAGCUCCCGUUUCCAGUCGGGCACGGACAGCGGCGCAGCCACUCCGCCAGCAUCCAAUGGAUCUCCCAUGAGGAGUGGACCGCUGGUGUACGGCAGUGUGGCUGAGAUGAAACGUAAGACAGCGAGGAGCAAGCAUGGUAGUGGCACGCUGCGUGGAAAACCCGUAGCCACACCCACAGUCGGCCCAGGUGGAGCUGGAGGCGGUCGUGACCUCAAACGGUUCCAUUCCACACCCGAUUUGCAUGGUCCUCAGCUGCACGGUUCAGCCUCAUCCAUUUGGCAGGCAUCUGGAAAGGGUCACCACUCGCAGGACGAUGUGGCCACGCUCCAUGCCUCACUCCAACGCUUGAACUCUAACCAAGGAGAACUGAAACUGGGAGGAUUAGGAGCAGGAUCUGCUACAGGAGCGGGAGGAGCGGUACUACCGCCGCCCAAUCACCCACCUCCGCCACCACCAGUGGGUCAGGUUGUUAAAGUGGAAACACGCAGCAGUGUUUCGGAGUAUGAGAGCACCAUCUCCUUACAACAAAAACUAAAGAAGCGAACGGAAAACGAUGCUGUGACCAGUGCAGCCAUCGAUGGCGUCCAGAGCAGCUUCAAUCCCUCGGCAAAUGCCAAGAUCUAUGCCUCGCCGCAGGAACUGCGCAACGUUAUGGCCUGGAAGUUGCGGCAGGCGCAGGAGAAGCCAUCGCAGGAGACAUCCGCUGGAUCCCAGCAGCCAGUUAGUCAGUACGCUGCUCCCACGCAGAUGCGACCAGCACAACAACAGCAGCAAGCACAGCAGCCACCUACAGCAUUGGCCUCUCACUAUGCGGCUCCACAAGUCCAGGUCCAGCAAGUGCAACAGGUGCAGCAGUCACCUCAGCAGUCUGCCCCUCAAUCCCCACCUGCUCCACCGCUGCCACAAGCAGCACCUGUGCCGGCACAAAAUGGUAAUGGCAAUGGCAGUACAAGUGGAGCCGGAUCAGCUCCUCCUAUUCCCGAACCUGACUACAGCUGCAGUGAAUCGGAUGGCGAGGAUGAGAACUCUAUUCUGGUGGCACGGAACACCAAGCUCAACGAGAAGAUUGCACUGUUCGAUGUGCCAGAGACUAGUGGAAAUAGUCAGGCUAGUGGGAGUAGUUCCAACUCAGGCAGUGCCUCGAUUUCUCAUUCCCUAUCUGUGGAGGAGAUCCAGCGCAUUCGCAGCAAUCUAAAGACAUCAAAGUCAUCGCCAAACGGUUUUGCCAAGAAACCGGAGGAGGAGAAACCACAACAAGAACAGCAGCAAUCCCACCAACAACCACAGCAACUUUUGCAGCCAGGCGAAGAUGAGUGCGACAACAGCAGCUCCGGCGUUAGCAGCGAGCAGGAACAGCUGGCACUGGCCGCCGGGGUUACACUGCCAGGUGGUGGUAAGCCCACCGAUACCAUUAAGAAGAAACCAUCGGUGACCAUUGUCGAGGAACCCAAGACUAUUCCCGAUCAGCCCAGCAGCAACACCAGUCACACUACAAAGCCUAUGGCCAAGACCACUAUUAGCAUAGGCGGCGGUGGCAGUGCUGUGCCCACAGCCACACUUACAGUGAAGCAACUUGUGCAACAGCAACAUGCACCCGUUAUCCAACAGCAGCAGCAGCAACUGGGCAGCAAGCAACCAGUGACAGCAGCCAGCACCAACAAGUUUACGCAACAGAGCAAUAUCAACAGCAAUGUGAUGAGUCCCCAGGUUUUGGGGCGCAUUCCCAGCCAUCAUCAUCAGCAGCAGUCGUCGAAUCCCAACCAGAAGUUAAUCGCCACCCAACAGCAGAUACUGCAGCAGCAACAACAGCAACUGGCCCACCAACAACAUCUCCAGCAGAUCCUCAAGGCAAAGGCCGCCGCGGCCGGAGGUGCCAGCAACACUGCCGUCCUAGUGGCGAAGCAUCAGCAGAAACUACAUAAGGGCACCAGCAGUGGCCACGAAUCGGAAAUGGAGACUCGUUCCGAUCUGGAGGAUGAUGACGGAGAUCUGAGUCCCUCGCCGCCGGCCAAGGCGUUCCAGCGUCACAAUUCGCUGACGCGCAAACAGGCAGCGGCAAUUGCCAUGCAGAGAGGUGCCACCAGAACCACGGCAGUGUCCCUUAUGCAACUUCCGCCGCCACUGGAAGCGGACAGCGAUGGAGAGCCGUCACAGCUCACGCUUCAGCGCCAGCAGUCACAUCACCCCUCACAGACACACCCACAUCCCCACCAGCUGCAGCAACAACUGCAACUGCAACAGCAGCAGCAGCAGCAGCAGCAGCAACAACAACCAAUGGCCGCUCACAUUGUGGGCAUGCUGCCCAGCGGACAGUUGGUGGCUGUUGCCUCUGGCGCUGUUGCUGGCGUUCCGGGCGUUGGGGCGACUGCGGUGCAGCAAGGCAACAACAAUCUGCAGCAACUGUGCACCGAUAAUCUGGUGUUGGCACCUCCGCCGCAGUUCUGCGAUUGCAAUGAUGCCAAGCACGCGCCGCAGCCGCAUCUGCCAACGAGCCAAUAUCAUCCACAGCAGCAACAGCAGCAGCAGCAUCAGCAGCAACAACAGCAGCAGCAGCAACUGCAACAGCAACUGCAGCAGCAACAGAUGCUGCAGAUGCACCAGCGGCUGUCCGGGGGCGCUGGCGCUGGAGCGGUGGGCACCUUGGGAAGGGUCCGGAUUGUGGGGGCCAUGCCCAAGGCGAACCACCAUAGGUUGCACUAAACUAAGCCUGGGGAAUCAAAUCAACCGUUUGCCAAAUCGUUAAAUCGUUAGUUAGUGUAAGUCAACAACAGUCAUUGCCACUCACAACGAAUAGCCGCAACUGCCUGCACCCAGAAAAUGAAGCGUGACGACCACAAAUCAGACACAAAUCUAAUUGUUGCCACAUCUGUUCAAUGGCACGAGGAUGUUCGAAUUAGAAUUUUCUUGAUUUCGAAAUCUUAAGUUACUUUUAUUAUAUUUAUUGCGUGUGAUAUAAAUUUAUGCAAGCUGCCCGCGAGCAGCAACUAAUCGCUAUUUGUAAUCAAACAGCAAGUAUGUAUGCAAUAUUUAAUGAUUAGUUAACAGAUACCCAACAUCCUACCAUUGAAAACAAACUGAAAGGCAGCCGCCGGAAAUUCUUUCUCAAUACUGGGCUUUUAGUUUGCUUUCGAGCUGCACAAUGUGUCAAAUGUUAGUGUGGACUUCAGUCCGCAUCCGAUCUUAGUUCGUAAUGUUAGAAGGGCGCCAGCGACAGGCAACUUCAUUUAUUCAGUAUCCAUCCAUUGAUCAUUCGUGUUCGUGUUUGACUAGUGCACAAAACAUUUAAACGACAUUAACAUUACUCUAAUUCACAACUAGUGUAGGUUUUAUAUGCCUAAUGAAAGCAGGGAGGCGGAAGUUGCACCGAGUAACAAUAAUAUUUGAAUUUGAGCAUUUAGCCGAAUUUCCAGUCAAGUCAAGUCAACUAAACUAAACUAACAAAUACUAAAUGAAUAAAACGUAUAAUGUUUUUAAACAAAAUAUUUAUAAAACAAAUAUUUCAAUAGGCGGCUAUUUUAUAAUCGAGCAAAAAAAAAAAAAGAAACAAGAAAGAUCGAAAUUGAAAACAAAACGUAAAUUUUUGCUAGUAAAAUUUACAGAUUUUUACUUUUAAAAGAUUUUUUGUAUAAUUGUUUUUUUAGAGACAAACUUUAACUUGCCAGAAAUAUUACAGAAUAUUAGAGAACGUAAUUGGAGUUGAAGAAGUAACGUAUUGUAUUGAAAGAGGUUCUCAACUAUUUGCCAGCGCUUAAUGCAAAUAUCGUCAUAGGCAACCCAAACUUAUAAAUGCGUUUUCACGAGUAACAAUUAUUAUAACUAAGGCUGAUUUUAUUGCAUAAUACAUACAGAACACAGAAAUCGAACCAGCAUUCGCCUACAUACUGAAUGAAAUAUAAUGAAGAACUAUGAAGAACUCAACUAACCAAGCAAGCGAUUGAUGCAUUUACAUUGUUUAAACAAAAACUCUUUGAGGUAUUGAAAGAAUUGGAUGGAAAUAUAAUGAACUCGUUCGAAUUGGCAGGCCGCUCCUUUAGCACUAGCACCUAAGUGUUGAAAAGUUAGAAAACCUAAAUCUAAACCAUAAACAUAAACAACCGAGAAUAUAUUGGAUACUCUAGCGUAUAACUAGAUUUUAGCACACUUUUUAGUUCUCGCAAUAGUUGCUAAUUAUUUGUAAAUUGUUUUAGUUCCAACGCCCAACCCCUGCGCGUACAUGUAAACAAAUAUGAUUAGCCAUCAAGCUUGUUAGUUUUUAAGUUAAACCGUCUAGUAAAUCCACGUGCAGUGCUCAGUUGCAACUACAUCAUGCAGUUCCCACUUGAUGGGUGCAUGCAACACGAAGACGUGGAGCUGCAAUUGCGCAUAUGUUGGAAACGCUAUAUUGCAGGAUUAUUGAAUAUGCCUAAACCCCAAGAUAAUGUUAAACAAUUAAAGCACACACCACCACACAUACACUUUAAAUGCAAGUAUUUCAAAUGGAAUAAUACGGAAAUAUAUAUCAUAAGUCGUAAAAUAUGCAAUUAUGUAUUAUGAACACUCGUAUGAGAAAUUAAUAAAUAUGAAUGAAAAC